AUGAAGUUCAAAAUUAUGCUAAAUUAUCAAUAUUUGUCCCUAAGACUAAAAAGAAGUAUAUUAAAAUUUUCGGUUAGACAUAAAGGUAGUAUUAAUGUACCAAAAUUAAAUACAAUGAAAAAUAUGACAAUUUAUGAUAUUAGAAAAAAUGUAGAAUUAUGUAAAAAAAAAAAUAUAAAGAUAAAAAGUAUAUGGAAUGAUUUUCUAUAUAUAGUAAUAUUAAAAUUAUGUAAUAAUGAAAUAAAUGAUUUCGUUGAUUUGAUGAUUAUAUUAAAAGUAUUAAGUAAAUAUAUUAGCUUAGAUAAAAGAGUACUAAAUUUUAUAUGUGAAAAAUUAGAACAUAAUAUUUAUAAAUUAACUAUAAGGGAUUUAAGUUUGUUAAUUCUAAUUUUAAGGAAACAUAAUUUUGAUAACACUUAUUUUAUCAGUUUAAUUAGUAAAUCUAUAUUAAUGAAAAUGAAUAAAAACAUAUCAUAUAAAGAUUUGGCAUUAAUAACUUUUAGCUUGUCUAGAAAUGUAUGUGCAACAGAACAAAUUUAUACUAAAGAAAUUUUCAAUUUAACUGUUUUAAAACUUAAUAACGAUUUAAAUAACAUAAAUUUUCAUUCAUUAUCAUUAUUUUUUUAUUCAUAUAGUUUAUAUUUUGUAAAUAAUUUUGAUUAUUUUAAUUCUUUUUUUUACAUGAUUAAAAAUUUUAUAAAAAUGUUAAAAAAAAAUAUAAAUUAUUUGAAUUCUACUGAUAUAAUGUUUACUUUUAUUUCGGCUUUACAUAUUUAUAAUUCAUAUGAAGAUAAUUCAAAAAAUUUAGAGAAUUCAAAAUAUAAUGCUUUUGAUUUACUCAAUAAUAAAUAUCCAUUAUUAAAUAAAAACUUAAAUAAAUUAACUAAAAAAAAUUCACGAGAACUUCUGGAGGAUAAUUUGAAUAAUGAAUGCAGACAUCAAUUAAAAAAUAAUUUGAGAAACAAUACAAAAAUUGAUUCAGAAAAUAAUGGUGAGUUAAUUUCAAAAAAAGAUUCUAAUAGUUAUUUACAGGAUGUAUCAGAAACAAAUACACUUCCGAAUUCAACAAUAAAGUUAAAAGAAUUUGAUAAAAAAAAUAAAGAAUUUUUAGAGAAUUUUAUAGUAGAUAUAAAAACUGAAAUUGUAGAAAAAUUAAAAUGUUUCAAAAUUCAAGAAGUAAUAAAUAUUUUAUUUGUAUCACUAAAUAGAAAUUUUAUAAUUAAUAACAAAUACUUUAAUUUUCUUAAUAAAUAUAGAAUAAAAAUUGAAGAUUACAUUAAUAUUUAUAUAAAAACAGGUAAAUGUGAUGAGGAAGCAAAUUAUAAUUAUAUUCUAAAAAUUGAAAAGACAUAUGAAGACGAAAGGUUUAUUAAUAUAUUAGUAGAUGAAAUUAUAUAUAGAAAUGAUUGUUUAAGCUUAAAACAUAUUAUUUUAUUACUUUAUUUAUUAAGAAAAUCUAAUUUUAUAUUUGUACAAUUUGAAAAAAUAAUACUAAAAAGGUUAAUAUGCAUAGAAAAAGAAUUAAAUAAAAAUGAAAUAAUGUUCCUAUAUCAAUAUAUAUUUUUGAGAACUUGUUUAUUUAGUGAAUUAAAAAAAUAUUCCUUAAAAAUUCAUGAAAAGGAUAAAAAUUUUUAUAUACACGAUUCAAAGAAAAGUUUUAUAAAUAAUGAUCCUAGCAAUGAUAAUGAUUUUUGCAAUAACAAAAAUGAUACAGAAAAUGAUAUGUAUAUGCAUGACGACAUUUUUUAUUUAGAGAAAAAAAGAAACAGAGAUAAAAAUAAAAUAUAUUUAUAUGACAACUUUAUUUUUAGAUAUUAUGCACGAGCAGUGAAUAAUAAAAAGGAUUUUCAGGAUCAGAUAAAUAUGAAAUAUUUUAUUGAUUUAAAAAAAAAUGUAAAAAAAGAAAAAGGAGAUGAAAUAUUAUUAAAAAAUAGAAAAUUAAUAAACAAUGAAAAAAAUGAUGAAUUAAUUUUAUGUAAAACAAAAAAUUACAACAAAAUUAAUGACUUAGAUUCUUGUAAAAAAAUUUUGAAAAAUGAUAAUUAUGAAUAUAUAUACGAAAUUAGUUGUUUUAAUUUAUAUUUAGAUAUAUAUAAAAUUUUAUGCUUAAAAUUAUUAAGCCCUUUACGAAAUGAAAAAUUAUCAAGUUCAUACAUUAUAGAUAUAUUAUGUAUUUAUGAAAAAUUAAAUAUAAGGGAUUAUAGAAUUAUAAGAUAUUUGUAUAAUUUAAAAAAGGAAAUUAUAUAUUUAGAUAAUAACUACUUAUUAAAAAUUAUUAAUGUGAUUGUAAAUUUUAAUUUAUAUAACAUGCUAAUAUACCUAAAUAUAGACAAAGUUAUUAAGUUUAUGAAUUUCAACUCAUUAGAUGAAUGUAUAGAAGUUUUGAAAUUAGUAAGUAUGGCCAUUUCUUUUAAAGGAGGUUUUUAUAAGUUUCGUUCUUUAAGUAUAGAAAAUAUAAUAAAUUAUAUUUUAAAAAAUUUGAAUAAAUUAAAAAAUUUUGAUGAAUUAGAAAAAAUUCAAAUAACUAAUGCAUAUAAUAAUUUACCAAUUAAAUUCUAUAAAUUAUUUAAAAAUGUAAAUUUCUUGAAUUCUUUAAAAGAAUCACGAGAUAAUGAUAAAUUUGAAGAAAAAGAUAACAUUAUAUUAUCCGAAGGAAACAUUAAAAGUUUACAUAUUUAUAACGUAGAUGAUAUCAAUUUAAAUAAAAUGAAAAAUUCAUAUUUUAUAAAACAAAAUAUGAAUCAUUAUUCAUAUGCAUAUGAAUAUAGAAAUGUAAGCGAUGAAAUAUAUAAAGAUUUUUUACUAAUGUAUAAGAAUAUAGAAAUAUAUAAAAACAUAAAUAUAUGCAAUUUUGUAUUCCCUUUAGCUCUUAAUUUAUUAACAUUAAAUGAUAACAAUAUAUGUUAUGAUUUAUAUAACUCAUAUAAAAAUGAUUAUAAGAAAAGUAAUAAAGUAGUAGAAUUGAAUAAAAAGAAUUUUCUGAUUGUUGAUAUUUUAUAUAACUAUGAUUUUUUUUAUUCUUUGAAUGAAACAAAGGAAAACAAAUUAAAAGAAAAAAAUAUUUAUAUAUCAUACUACAGUAGUCAUAAAAACAAAUAUAAUAAAAAAAUCGUAAAUUUUAAAAAAUAUACUAUAUUGAGAUUAAUUAAAAAAGGAGGAUACAACUACAUCUGCAUCGAUGCCAAAACCUAUAUAAAAAAUAAAAAAAAAAGCAGGGAAAAUGAUAUAAAUAAACAGUAUAUAAAUAAUUUAAUAUUAAACUUAUUGAAAAGAAAAAAGGAUAGUAGGUAUAUAAAAGAGGAGAAACAAAUUAAAGCUACAAAAAAUCAUAAAAUAUUAUGUUUUCAUUUGAAAAACAAAACAAAUAAAAUAUUAAACAUUAAACAUUAUAAAUGCAAAAUUAGAAAUUUUUUUUACGAAAAGAAUAAGAAAAAUUGGAAAAAAUAUAUUAUGGAAAAGAAUUUAUCAGCUAGUGGUAAAAGAGAAAAAAUUAAAGAAAAAACCAAACCUACUUCAAAUCAUUUGACAAAGUUAAGAAGUAUGUUUCAAUUGACAUAA
Molecule: messenger RNA, 3558 nt
Organism: Plasmodium relictum
Lineage: Eukaryota; Apicomplexa; Aconoidasida; Haemosporida; Plasmodiidae
Product: conserved Plasmodium protein, unknown function
Exons: 1
Coding region: 1-3558 (1185 amino acids)
Biological process (GO): intein-mediated protein splicing
Source: RefSeq, a predicted model, not a curated record